Molecule: messenger RNA, 247 nt
Organism: Ceraceosorus bombacis
Lineage: Eukaryota; Fungi; Basidiomycota; Exobasidiomycetes; Ceraceosorales; Ceraceosoraceae
Source: the annotation of a GenBank genome assembly
AUGCAAAGCCGACGAGACCGUGCAGCUCAUUCUGAUUUGCCGAUUUCCAAGGGUGCCGUGGAUGACGCCUUGAUGAGGUGAGCGCUGCUCAUUGAGCUCAAGGGCUGCUCAAUCAAGCCACACCGAGCUUCGCAGCCCCCAUCAAGAGUCAAAACCGAUGUCGAGCUUUUCGGAAUCUUCACUGAAUCUGGAACUGCAUCUGAGCCCCGAACCACCCAGACUGGAUUCCAGCCCUGUGCUACGGUAA